UUAUUGUUAGUUGAGAAGUUAGACAUUUUCGUGCUAAUGAGACAUAAAGCAGGUUGCAGUUUUUCUCGCUAUCUGUGUUAAAAAAUGAUGGAGGAUUUCUCAGGCCUGGCUUUGCCUCCUCUCUUCGGCGGUCACAUCCUGGAGACCGAACUGGAGGCUGCGGGCGUUGAGCUAGCUGCAGGAGCCACCGAGAUCCUGGAGAGCGGAGGAAUUCCUCAGGACAUAGAGAAGGACACGAGGGAACUGGACAAGAGGAAAUAUCAGGCUCUGAGCAAAAGGGUCAAGGAGCUGGAACAAGUGAAUGAAAGGAUGCUGGCUCGCCUUCACCGUGUCCAAAGACUCACACGCAGACUGAAAAAAGAAAGAAGGUUCCUCAUGAAGACCCUGGACACGUACGGAGAUGAUUACAGGAAUGCAGAGAUAACGAUACCGCUAGAGGAUGAGGGCGGAGCAAAUUUAGACGGCACCCCUGGAGUAGAUGACGGAGGCUCCUCCCCCUCCACCACCAACCAACCCGCAUGCGGACCAAAGAAAAAGCGGCACCGGGUUCCCAAGGAGAAAGAUAGAGACGCUCAGGCGGAGUCUGAGCUGUGUGUGAUGUCUGAGACAGCGUUUACGGCGUUCCCGAGCCCAAAUUCCCUCUCGCACUGAGCUCUGGCCUGCUAAAAUGUGUGUCAAAAACAGGAUUUGUUGGGGGCGUGGCCGGGCAUUUCUAAGCAGAUCUAUGCGUAAAAAACAAUUUUGAUUAAAACAUAGUUCACAUUUAAUUUGUAUUAAUUAAACAAUUAUGUUAAACAGGCAGCUCUACGCUUCAUGUGUUUCGGUUGCCAUUUUUAAGUGUCAAAAUUAUUUAUUGUUUUAAGAGCGAAUGUUGCUAAUUAUGAUUGUAUUAUAGUGAACUGUUUUUAUCCGAGUCAUAUUUUUUUAUUUUUGUAUUAUUAAUGAUAAACAGAUGUUAAUAUUGUUUGUUAUGAUGUUCUGGAUAAAUAAAGAAAU
Clarias gariepinus (North African catfish) is the source of this 996-nucleotide messenger RNA. RefSeq names its product TCF3 (E2A) fusion partner (gene tfpt). Gene Ontology annotation, cellular component: Ino80 complex. NCBI's taxonomy places the organism in Eukaryota, Metazoa, Chordata, Actinopteri, Siluriformes, Clariidae. Gene Ontology annotation, biological process: positive regulation of apoptotic process; apoptotic signaling pathway; apoptotic process. The transcript is spliced from 6 exons. The record is from RefSeq and is a predicted model, not a curated record. Gene Ontology annotation, molecular function: DNA binding. Bases 85 to 651 code for a protein of 188 amino acids.